CACUGUUUCCAUUAUUUGUAGGCCUAAAUAAAAAUAGAUUUGUGUAUGUACUUGCUUGUGUCAAGUGACUGUGGUACAAAUCUGACAUUUGUACGGUAAGGAUUGAUUUGUAUUAUUGAUAUGAUGUUUGUGCGUAGUGGUUGUGAUUGAUUAAUAUUUAAUUAAUAAUUACAAUUACUCUGUCCUAACAAUUAAGAAAUGCUCAUUUACUACAAAGGCUAUUCUAAUAAUCUUUUGCUUUUUCCUGUUUUACAGCUUUAUUGCAACACUUUUUGCCUUCACCAACACACACAUAUAUACACACACACACACACACACGGCAAAACAACUGCACUUUUAAGAGCCACACUCUCUCUCUCUCUCUCUCUAUUUCUUCAUCUCGUUUUUUUUUUUUUUUUUUUGUGUCUGUAUUGUUUCUAUUUGUAUGUGAUCUCCCUAAAUUCUGACGUCAGGGUCUUUGAUGAUCCCAAUGAUGCCAGGAUCCACAUGGCAGCAUUGAUUAGUGAUGCUUAUCUCCAUGAUGCCAGGGCUGCCAUGGCCAAGAAAAACCCUGCCUUUCCCCAAAGAAAAAUGAGAAAAAGCAGGAAGAGAUCCCUCACUAAUCCACUGGUCACAGGCAGGCGUGAGAAACGUCGGGAAACACACUGCCCUGCAUCAGCUGCUUCUCAAUCCAGAAGAAGGGAUCCAGUGCAUGAGGAAGGCCUUCAGAUAGAAGAUCAAGAGUUGGCAAGUCUUGAAACAAGACUCCAAGAGUUAAGGGACACUAUAACUGCAGACCAGGUUCCGGAGGGAACAGACAGAAUGGUUUCUGCUUGGGAACAAAAGCAGCUUCUCACAGAUGUGAGAAUGAAAACUGCUAGGCCUAUGCUUUUUGAUGCAAAGCUCUCAGCCGAGAGAGUAUCCGUCCAAAAUUGUCACAGAUGCUGUGCUGUAGAAGCUGUGAUUAGGUGCCUGGACUGUGUACCACUGGACAUGGAGUACCUCUGUGCUACCUGUGACAUGGAGGCCCACAAGAGAAAUGUCUUCCAUGACAGAGAGGCUGUGUUCCAUGGAUUUCUUGAGCCCUUUCCCCCUACAACUGCUGUGGUGGUGAAUGAAAAUGGCCAGCCUCAGUUUUGUGAACAAAUAUGUCAACUGCCUGUUCCUGCACCAAGGUCAAUUUGUGAAUGCACACAUGACUUCACAAUCACUCCAGGGAAGCAUAUUUCUGUGGUCACCAUCAAUGGACGAUACGAUGUCUGCUUGCUUUGGAAAUCCUGUUCAUCAUGCUCUGCAGAAUGGAAUCCCGAGGUGAAGGACCUGCUCAUUUAUCGGUACUGGCCAGCUAGCACCAGCUGCCAGACCCUGUACAAGUUUGAUGUCUUCACCUCUUUUGAACAUAUGAAGGUGACGGCACCAGCCAUGUCCAGGCAGGCCUUCCUGAAAAUGUUGGAGCACAGAUCUGUCCAAGCUGGAAGGACAGGUAGUAUCUGUGCUGAUACAUUUCAGCAAAGCUUUUUUGAGUUUACCUUCUGUCAAUACAAAGAAGAGGAUAUGUGCCAGGUCCAUCAUUUUGAGUGUCCAGCAUGUUCUCCAGACAUGUUGGCUGUCUGCUCUGAUGGGAACCGAAAACAUUACCGCUUCAGCAAGUCAAAAGGGACUGAGGAGCCACCCAUAUAUGAGGGCUUGUUCUUGGCCAAGGAUGAGGAAGUUGCUACCUUUGUUGACCUUGUCAGAGGCAACAUGAGAAGUGCAAAUGAAAGUGCUGUGUGCGGUACUGCCAAGUUCACCGCUGGUAGAGAGAUGACAAAAAAGUCUGGUGCUCAGAUAGACGAGGAGGGCAUUCAAGUUGCAGUUUGCAGACAUGGGUUUCUCUUACGAGGACUGAACCAUUACCGUGGAGAAAUAUUUGCUUACCCAAUGUUUCUUCAAAGAGAGAUGUCAAAGAAGGCAAAUGUUACCUUCUUCUGUAUGGAUGUUACAUGCAGGUACUGGCCCUACCUUAACAAAGUAGCAGAGGGUUUACCAGAGCUUCUGCCAUUGACAGAAAUGAGGCCAUUUCUGAGCGUCAUGCACGCCAAAGCCCAUACAGCAAAAUGCGAGGUGAGAUGGGGUGGCAGAAGCCAGGAUGGAGCAGGAAACACGGUGGGAGAGGAAGUAGAGCAGGUGAACAGCUUUCUCUCCAGGGCAGCACUUGUCACAAAAUACAUGACAAAGGCUGGAAGAGUGAACAUGCUAACGCGACAGGCCAUGGGUUUGAACAGAAGAAAGAGAUGUCAGAUAUGUCAAAGAUAUGUCAAAAUCACAGAGAGGCGAAACUGGAAGCUGCCAGCCUUAGCAAAAUCAAGAAGGAGCACAACCUUGAUCAGGAGACAAUACAGCAGUGGGUGUGUGAUGUCAGACAAUGGGCGGUUACAGAGAGAGUCUACACUCCAGGUUGUACUGAAGAGCAAGAAGAAAGAUCUGUAUCGUCGGCAUGGUUUGUUGUCAAAUCAAGUUAUUUAA
Messenger RNA from Cyprinus carpio (common carp), 2484 nucleotides. RefSeq lists its product as uncharacterized. Bases 199 to 2484 code for a protein of 761 amino acids. The record is from RefSeq and is a predicted model, not a curated record. The transcript has 16 exons. Lineage: Eukaryota; Metazoa; Chordata; Actinopteri; Cypriniformes; Cyprinidae.